This is a messenger RNA of Blepharisma stoltei, 1032 nucleotides long. NCBI's taxonomy places the organism in Eukaryota, Ciliophora, Heterotrichea, Heterotrichida, Blepharismidae. The record is from the annotation of a GenBank genome assembly.
AUGUCUAAAAUCACAGCGACUGCUCCAACCAAAGUUAUCCUCACAGGUGAGCAUGCUGUUGUUUAUGGCAAACAAGCUAUUGGAGCAGCUUUAAACCUUCCUACAACAGUAUCCUUAACCAUUCACAGCAAUUCUAGCAAUCCAGGAAUUUGUCUUGAAAUGAAAGAACAAUUUUUUUAUAUUGUAAUUUCUAUAUAGUCAUGGGAAGAAGCAGCAGAACGCAGAGGAGAAAUCUCAACCAAAGGCAUUUUAUCUCUUUUAACCUUAAAAGUUUACCCAGAAAACCCAACCGAUUUAUUCGAAUACAAAAUUGACAUCUCUUUACCAUUAGGCUGCGGGCUAGGAACCAGUGCUUCAUUAUGUGUCGCUGUGUCUGGAGUUUUACUUGUAAAUAACAAUUAGAAAAGCAAAAAUCCAGAUGCAACUCCUGAACAAAUAAAUAACUUGGCUUUUGAAGGGGAAAAUUGUAUUCAUGGGAAAGCGUCAGGAAUUGAUAAUACAAUUGUGACUUAUGGAGGAAUAUUAAGCUUCAAAGACGGGCAGAUCACACCAGUAGAAUUUGAUGAUUCUAAAGCUAAAAUUCUAUUAGUCUCAUCAGGAGUACCUAAAAAUACUGGGAAAAUGGUCAAAGGGGUCGCUAAUCAGCUUGCUAUGUACCCUGGAGUAAUAUUAAAUUAGUUAACUGAAGGGAUUUUCCAUAGUAUUGACUGCUUAUCAAAAAAUUUGGUAACAGCUCUUGAAGCGCAACAAUAUGACCAUGUAAAAGAACUAUUGAAAAUUAAUCAUGGACUGUUGUGGAGCUUAGGAGUUAGUUCAGAAUUAUUAAAUGAUAUUGUAAAGUAAAAAAAAUUUAGCACAGGGCUCAAAUAUGGAAUUAAAGGAAAGCUGACAGGAGCUGGCGGAGGAGGAUUUUGCUUAUUCUUUGUUACUGAUGAAGAUACUGCAGGGUUCUUGCAGGAAUGUGCAAGUCAUGGUUGGAACGUUAUUGAAGCAUCUUUAACCCAUUAUGGUAUUAAGUUUGAGCUUAGUUAA